CUCAGCUCAGGGCGGAGGGCGGUUUUGACGCUCGGUGUUUCGUGUUUUAUUCGACGACAUCGACGCGGAUAGCCACAAUCUGAGGGAGGUCACGGCGUUUCUGACUGAAAUGUGAUCCCGUUUUACCGAUUGGUUCGGUUAAUGCUUCACAGAAGAUUCCACCAACCUGUAAUUGAAGGAUGCAACCCAGGCAAUUGUUUUUCAUUUGAAUGUCUACUUUUUAAUGUCUUUACCUGAGAUGACGUUUCAAAUUUGGCACCAUGGUAGUGAUGGAUGUGGACCCUGGACCUGCAGAACAAUGCUCUCUUCAGCAAAGUGGUUCUUGAAGCUUUUUGAAGAAAUAAUAAAAUACUACCUUAAAUGCAUUUAUCAGUAGCACUGUUCCAAAGCAUUAACUAUCCAAACGUAGACACUGAAAAUACACGUAUUGAAAAUGCUUAAGGGCUUUGUGUUCCUAUUUCAUAAUCUGCUGAUUAGAUUUCUACUGCAUUCUCAAGCCUCUCACAUACUGGAUUGUACACCAAGAAAAACUGUGAAUUAUGAAGAUGCAAACUUGAAAAUAUUUGCUGAACAAGGAAUCUCCAAUUAUUCAACACUGCUGUUGAGUGAAGAACAUGACCUGUUGUUAGUAGGAGCUAGAGAUGCCAUUUUCGCCCUCAAUAUUGAAAACAUUUCAGACUGUGUUUCACAAGAGAUGUGGCCUGUCUCUGAACAGAAACAGAAAGAAUGCAUGUACAAAGGAAAGUCGCAAGAGACUGAUUGCCGUAACUAUAUACGCAUUCUCCACUGGUUAAGUAAAACUAGAAUGUACGUCUGUGGAACAAAUGCAUUUCAACCAACAUGUGAUAAUUUGGUUAUUAACAAUGGCAAAAUCCAGCUGGAAAAAAAUCCUGAAGAAAGUAAAGGACAGUGUCCAUUUGACCCUACUCAGAAGUAUGCAUCUGUAAUGGUCGAUGGAGAAUUUUACUCUGCAACAGCAAAUAACUUUCUUGGUUCUGAGCCAAUUCUGCUCCGUAGCCUGAAAAACAACCUGAGGACAGAGUACAAAACUUCAUGGCUAAAUGAACCGAAUUUUAUAUAUUUGGAUGUGAUUCAAGAGAGUAAAGAUGCUACUGAUGGAGAUGAUGAUAAGAUUUACCUAUUCUUCAGUGAAACAGCUGUUGAGUUUGAAUUCUACAAUAAGCUACUGGUUUCAAGAAUUGCACGAGUAUGUAAGGGAGAUCUAGGUGGCCAGCGAACUCUCCAGAGGAAGUGGACCACCUUCCUGAAAGCCAGUCUAAUGUGUUCUGCUCCUGAGAUAAACUUUCCAUUUAACAUCAUUCAAGAUGUCUUUGUGUUGAGGGCAACAAACUGGAGAAACAAUAUUUUCUAUGCAGUUUUUACUCCACAGUGGGGGAAGCAAGACAUGUCUGCAGUUUGUGCCUUUGGAAUGUCAAAAAUUCAGGAGGUGUUCAAUGCAGGAAAAUUCAAAUCACCUAUAACGGUAGAACAAUCUCGCGUCAAGUGGGUGAUGUACAGUGGAACAGUUCCUGUCCCUCGCCCAGGUGCUUGUAUCAACAGUAAUAUCCGUCAGAGUGGCUUCAAGACUUCACUAGAUCUACCAGACAAAACACUCCAAUUUGUUAGGGAUCACCCUUUAAUGGAUGAUUUAGUGACCCCCAUCAACAACCGACCCAAAUUAAUAAAGCAGGGUGUGAAGUACACCCAGAUAGUUGUGGAUAGAGUUACAGCUGCCAACCUGAAAGAAUACGAUGUCAUUUUUCUGGGAACAGAUAGCGGAUACCUGCACAAAGCCCUUAGCUUGGAGAGAGAGAUGUUUAUUAUUGAGGAGGUGCAGCUGUUCCUUUCUGCAGAGCCAGUACAAAACUUGCAGCUUUCUUCAAAAAGGGGUCAGUUGUAUGUUGGAUCCCCAUCAGUGGUUGCACAAGUGCCUGUUGCCAUUUGCACUCAAUAUAUCGACUGUUGGGACUGUGUACUGUCCAGAGACCCUUACUGUGGAUGGGAUAAAAUGACAAGCCAAUGUGUUUACAUUUCAAAGAAAAAUAUUGAUAUACAGAAUUUAGUUCAGAAUAUAGAGAAUGGAGAUCCUUCAAAAUGUCCUAGCCAUGAAAUGUAUAAAGCAGAAAAACAAAUAAUUAUUCCUGGAAACAACAUGGUUUUGAAUUGUUAUCCUGCGUCUAACUUGGCUCAAAUGCAAUGGUUACACAAAAGAAGAGCAAUUCCAGCAGUAGAUUCACGAUACUUCCAUUUCAAUGUUGGUUUAAUAAUAUUUAAUGUUUCUGCAGAAGAUGAAGGACAGUAUGACUGCCUCUCUGUUGAAACAGUGGCUGGUAAACUACUUUCACAAGUCACAGCAAGUUAUUUUCUCUACUCAUCCACAUAUAAAUCUAGAGUAGAUCAACAUCCAGUUCCAACUAAGACUGAUCUUGGUGCUAAAUCAGCUGGUGUGCCAACCUCACCAGGCAAUACUGUUCGCAGAGGCAACUUGCCAAUGAUACAAAAUUACCUUCAAACUGAAUUAACAUUGAAAGGUUUCCUAGUACUCUUCAUCAUGAUGUUUGUACUUCUUCUUGCAUGGAAUAUUUAUAAAGGUCAUGUGCCGAUUCCAUUGCGACCAUCUGGAAAUGAAAAUGCAAGAAGAGCACCAGCUACCAUCUUGAACAACUCAGUGCAGCAGCUGGAGGAGAAAACAACCCUGUCGGAAGGUCCUCAAUUGAAGGGUGCACUGAACAAUGUUGACCUUCCACUUACAAGUAUCAGCGAUGCAAAUCCACUUGAGAAAAAUAGCAACAAUAAUUCUGUACCACUAGAGAAUGCUAACUCCAGCUGUGCUAGACCAUUGCUUGUUCUUGAUGAAUUGGAAUACAUUGAUGCUGAUCAGACUGAAUCAAAAGCCUAAGCCUAAGGAAAUGACAAAAUCCACAUGCCAAGAAUAUUGGGUAAUGCAGUGUAGCUUUUUCCAUCCUCUCCAUACCACCUCUCCCACAUACAUAAUCUUAUGAAAGAGACUGUUUUACCUGGACUUAUGUUAAUGUGGAAGAAUGAGCCAUGUAUAUUCAAUAAGAGACUGUAUAUCAUUAUAAGUCCUGUAAAGGCCAAGGUAAUAUAUAUUAUGUAUAUUUCACCCCAGGAGAAAAACAAUAUUCUUUUGGUCUAUGGCAUAUAUUUUUUAAAACUCUUAACUUAAAAGUACCAGGAGUUUUUAAUAUCUGGGUACUAUUGGCCUAGUUAGGUGUUUAUAUACUCCCAUCAAGCUUGUUUGAAAGCACUGUGGAUUGUCAAUAAGGAUUAAGUUGUAGCCUUAAUUCUCAUACACAUGUGGUGAGAUUAGCUGAUCCCUGGGAAUGUGGAAUCACUGAAUUUCUCCAUGUGUGUGUUCUAUACAAAUACUUAUGUGACUAUGAUUGAAUCUUGCUCUGUUUUUCUCUAGUUUGUGUCCUUCCAUGUAGUACUAAAAUGUGUGUGAUUUAAUGUUUAACAUUCAUAUAAUCACAAUGAAUACACAUUUGUCAAACGUUUAGUUUUAUGACUGAUAUUGGCAUAAACUAUUUUAAUACAGAAUAUAAGAAUUUAUUAAGAACAGGAGAAAAGCACUGUCUAACAAGCCUAUUAGUUCAACCUCUAUGUCUUAUCAUCACAUAUCUCAGUCCUUUCUCAUUUCUAAUUGUCUCUUGAAUGCACUUCUGCCAUCACUUCAAUAGUCUAGCUUGUGAACCCAUAACAAUAUUCUGUGACACUUUAGAUGAAAUUGUCCUGCCUUCUUUAUUCUUUCCUUUUGUUUAUUUAACUUUAGACCUUUGGUACUGAAUCAGUCACCACAGUGCUAUCUAUAAGCAAAACUAACAGAUAUCCAAGAGCAAAUCCCCAUAUUUCCUUGGCCAGUUAGGCAGCAUUCAGAUUGAGUUAAACAGGGUAGAAUGUCCAAGAAAUAUUUAAUGUCCAAGGAUUUAUAUGGUUUCAACUGAGACAUCAGGUAAAAGGAUGCUCUCCAAUUUUUGUUUGCACUUCAGUCCCACACUCCUGAUCUUUGGGCACUGAGUACAGAGGACCUGUUCAUGGGACUGCUCCUGGCAUGGACAAGGUGGCAUUCAGAGGUCUAGGCAAGAAGUUGUUGAGGGAUUCAUCUAUUUCGACUCCUUGCCCCUCUUCCAAGGUUAUGUUUGUGCAUGGGUGGACCUGGAGAUGAAGCACACUCCACAUCGGCGACUAGUGAAGUGCAUCCAUGUAAUUGAGAAUAACAUUUAAAUUUACUACUGUUUGUUUGAAAAAAAUAUAUUAUUCUAAGGCAUUGGUCAGACUUGUACAAUGUCACAUUUUCACAUUACCAGAGAGGUGGGAAAUGAGCUGUAGUUCCUGCUCUUGUUUGUUUUACAGAGAUUCCUGCUGGAAAGUCCAUCAGCUUUGGACAGGAUCAGGCUAAGUAGGCCCUUCUCCCCUGGUUAAUAUUAGGUUAAUAUUAUGCUUAUGCAUAAAGUACAGUUAGUUGAGCAAGGUGCAGGAACUUUAUCCCUGACUGAGUCAACACCUUCAGGAAAUAAAGGCAGAAAAUAGACAGCAAUAAAUCCCCCCCAAAAAAUCUGCAUAGAAAUGCAUUGCUUGGAUUAACAUAAUUAACACCACCUGUUUUGCCAGUCUCUGUAUAAACAUAGCUUUUCCAUAAUUCUCCCUAAAUCUGAUCCACUCUAAUCAGGACAGGCCUAAACAGUAUUUAGAUUACAGACACUUGAAUUAAACCCCUGUUUGCAGUUAUCCUGCAGAUUAUUUUCACUAAUUCACAGUAAUGUAAACAUGGUCAAAUGUUAACUGCCAAGUAUGUAAUGAACCAGUUUGCAAAGGCAAUUAUCUUGUUUCUUGAAAAUGGAAUGGUGUGAAAUAUGUGUACGAUGUCAAACUUUUCUCUACUGGGAACUAUUUUGAGGACCUGGAAAUAACAAUAUAAUUUUUAAAGUUUCCUUAAGAUUUUUUUAAAGUCAUUAAAUAAAGGAAAAUCUGAUAACUUUGAGCAUCUUAUUGAUGCACCUUCCUUUGGGCAGCUAAUUGGCUAUUGUACUUUUUGAGGUGUAAAUUUAUCUGUUCCUCCU
Messenger RNA from Pristis pectinata (smalltooth sawfish), 5081 nucleotides. RefSeq lists its product as uncharacterized. The record is from RefSeq and is a predicted model, not a curated record. The transcript has 15 exons. Gene Ontology annotation, biological process: semaphorin-plexin signaling pathway; negative regulation of axon extension involved in axon guidance; neural crest cell migration. Bases 434 to 2899 code for a protein of 821 amino acids. Gene Ontology annotation, molecular function: chemorepellent activity; semaphorin receptor binding. Lineage: Eukaryota; Metazoa; Chordata; Chondrichthyes; Rhinopristiformes; Pristidae.